UUUUUUUUAAUUAUUAUAUUAAUUUAAACAAAUAAAAAAAUUAAAACACAAAUUGCCCCCUUCUUGUUAAAAACUCACAAACCACAUUACCCCACCACCAAACUAACUCAACCCUUGGGUUAACUUAACCUAACCUAACCUAACCCAACCCAACCCAUCUCUCAACUUUCUUCUCCUCUAAAAUCUAUAAAUCCCCCUUCUUCUGCUCCCUUCACACCCUAUUAUUCUCCCCUUUCUCUUUCUUUUUCUCCAAGUUUUUAUCUCUCCAUUUUAAGAACCUUCUUCUUCUUUCUAGUUAAUGCACCUCACUUCUUAAUUAACAAACCAAGCAAAAAUGAGUUGCAAUGGUUGCCGAGUUCUUCGAAAAGGAUGCAGCGAAUCUUGCAUCUUAAGACCUUGUCUUCAAUGGAUAGACACCCCUGAAUCUCAAGGCCACGCUACUGUCUUCGUCGCUAAAUUCUUCGGCCGUGCCGGUCUCAUGUCUUUCAUCUCCAACGUCCCCGACUCUCAACGCCCUGCUUUAUUCCAGUCUCUAUUAUACGAAGCAUGCGGCCGAACCGUGAACCCCGUAAGUGGCGCCGUAGGGUUACUAUGGACAGGAAACUGGCACGUGUGUCAAGCCGCGGUUGAAACCGUCCUACGUGGCGGAACACUCCGACCAAUCUCAGAAUUCCUUGUCGGAGCUCCUCCGUCUCCGGUACCGACAAUUGUUGACGCUGAUGACAAUUCCGAGGUUGUCUGUCCUUCCAAGUCUAACAACAACAACAACACUUGGCGGAAGCAGAUUGGUGGAUUAAACAUGAUGCAACAAGAUGUGAACAACAACAUUCAGAAAUCACGUUCAUCUCCACCACCUCCUAGAUUCACCAACAUUAAAAGGCGGAAAGAAGAAGAUGAUUACCACGUGAAACACCUCGAUCUCAGCCUUACACCGCCGAGUUUUCUACACGCGCCGCCGCAACAACGGCCAGGAACGCCGUCGUUGAACUCCGAAGAAUCGGCUACUACUGUCAGUUUCGAGAGUGAUAAUUACUACCAACCUAAACUCUUGAACUUGUUCGUUAGUUAAUCAAGAUGACGCGUUUUGGAGUAAUUUCUUUUUUUGGAACUUAUUAACUUAGAUCUAUUUACAAUUUACAAUAAUCAGUGCAGUGGGAUAAGGUUAUUUUGGGAAAUUAGAUUUUCCGGGGAGAUUUUUGUAAAUGACCGGCGGCAAAGAUUUCUCACCCUAAAAUGCGGGGAAAGGAAGAUGAAUGCUGGGCGGCGUCUAUUUUCUUCCUUUUUUUUUUAAUUUUUUUUUUUUUUUUUGGGGUAAUUCGGGGUUUCUCAUUGGCUUGUCACUUUUUUUGAUCUGUGACUAUGACUACGUGUAAGUUUACGUAUGAGUAAAAAAUAAGAAUUGUAUUUUUGGCUCAA
Messenger RNA from Chenopodium quinoa (quinoa), 1416 nucleotides. Its product is annotated as LOB domain-containing protein 38-like. Gene Ontology annotation, biological process: regulation of gene expression. The coding region runs from base 335 to 1069 and encodes 244 amino acids. The record is from RefSeq and is a predicted model, not a curated record. The transcript is spliced from 2 exons. Lineage: Eukaryota; Viridiplantae; Streptophyta; Magnoliopsida; Caryophyllales; Amaranthaceae.